GCUCAGCAAGGGGUCCGUCUUUCUCUGUCACUGUCUCUUUUGCCUGUUGUAAUUCUGUCUGCCUCUCUGGGACUCUGCCUGUCUCACUCUUUCUGUCUGUGCCUCUCCUCACUCUUGUUCUUUCUGCCUGAAUCACAGCCCUCAGUCUUUCUGUCCUCAUGCAUUUGUCUUUGUGGCUCUUUCCGUUUUUCUGCCCUUGACACCAUCCCCUCUCCCAGUGCUUUCCCUUUACUUCCAGACCGCUUCAUGACUUAGGCAGGGAAACAGAGGCCAGGGCCUCUUUCCUGGCUUCCCUCUGCAUCUUACUGAGUAUGCAGGUCGGAAGAGCCUCGGGUCCUGCCGCUGCGGGUGGCCUAGAGCCAAAGGAAGGCGGAGCCCAUCGGGGCGGGAUUGGCCCUUAGGGCCACCUCAUAAAGCCUGGGGCGAGGGGCACGACGGCCUUGGGAAGGAGCCCUGCUGGGGCUGUUCGGUCUGACAGACCUCACAGGCUCAGUCGGGCUCUGCAGUGUCAUGCCUGGGAGCCCCCGGCCCGCGCCGAGCUGGGCGCUGUUGCUGCGGCUGCUGGCGUUGCUGCGGCCCCCGGGGCUGGGCGAGGCAUGCAGCUGCGCCCCGGCGCACCCUCAGCAGCACAUCUGCCACUCGGCACUUGUGAUUCGGGCCAAAAUCUCCAGUGAGAAGGUAGUUCCUGCCAGUGCAGACCCUGCUGACACUGAAAAAAUGCUCCGGUAUGAAAUCAAACAGAUAAAGAUGUUCAAAGGGUUUGAGAAAGUCAAGGAUGUUCAGUAUAUCUAUACACCUUUUGACUCUUCCCUCUGUGGUGUGAAACUAGAAGCCAACAGCCAGAAGCAGUACCUCUUGACUGGUCAGGUCCUCAGUGAUGGAAAAGUCUUCAUCCAUCUGUGCAACUACAUUGAGCCCUGGGAGGACCUGUCCUUGGUGCAGAGGGAAAGUCUGAAUCAUCACUACCAUCUGAACUGUGGCUGCCAAAUCACUACCUGCUAUACAGUACCCUGUAUCAUCUCGGCCCCUAAUGAGUGCCUCUGGACAGACUGGCUGUUGGAACGAAAGCUCUAUGGUUACCAGGCUCAGCAUUAUGUCUGUAUGAAGCAUGUUGACGGCACCUGCAGCUGGUACCGGGGCCACCUGCCUCUCAGGAAGGAGUUUGUUGACAUCAUCCAGCCCUAGUAGGGACCAGUGACCAUCACAUCCCUUCAAGAGUCCUGAAGAUCAAGCCGGUUCUCCUCCCCUGCAGAGCUUUGGCCAUUACCACUUGACUUCUUGCUGCCAGCUAAUAAGAAGUGCCAAGUGGACGGUCUGGCCACUGUCAGGGCAGGGAAGGGGCCAUGACUUUUCUGCCCUGCCCUCAGCCUGUCGCCCCUGCCUCCCAAACCCCAUUAGUCUAGCCUUGUAGCUGUUACUGCAAGUGUUUCUUUUGGCUUAGUUUGUUUUCUAAAGCCAGGAUUAUUCUCUUUCCUCCCAAGGAAAACGUGUUUUCCUUUGUCUUAAUCGAUCUGGUAGGGGAGAAAUGGUGAAUGUCAUACAUAUGAGAUGGUAUAUCCUUGUGAUGUACAAUACCAGAAGGUGGGUUGACAGCAUCAUAAACAGACUGACUGGCGGGAAUGAAAACAA
Messenger RNA from Mandrillus leucophaeus (drill), 1629 nucleotides. RefSeq names its product TIMP metallopeptidase inhibitor 4 (gene TIMP4). The transcript is spliced from 5 exons. The record is from RefSeq and is a predicted model, not a curated record. Gene Ontology annotation, biological process: negative regulation of endopeptidase activity; negative regulation of membrane protein ectodomain proteolysis. Lineage: Eukaryota; Metazoa; Chordata; Mammalia; Primates; Cercopithecidae. Bases 511 to 1185 code for a protein of 224 amino acids. Gene Ontology annotation, cellular component: extracellular matrix. Gene Ontology annotation, molecular function: metalloendopeptidase inhibitor activity; protease binding.